AUGUCCGGGCUGCUUUACACACUUCUGGGGCUCGCGGCCAGCACGAGCCUCCAUUGCGCCGUUAGACGCGAGAUAAGCCCGUGCACCUGCCGACAGGAGGAGUUCUCCAGUCCCGUUAUCAACCCGGCCGCGGCGGCCGCCGCCGCCGCUGCGGCCAAUACCGCGAACAAUGCCGGCCAUCACGGACACGGGGAACGGAUCGAGGUGGUGUGCGAGCGCAUGGACUCAUUCGAGCAGGUUGCGGGCGCGUUAAGGGGUAAAUUCACCGCGGAGCAACAGAUCACGCUGAGGGUGUCGCAUUCGAAUCUCAGGGACAUAUCGCGGCAUGAUUUCAAAGAGCUGCGUAUGUCCAUCACGAGGCUCGAGCUGAACCACGAUCAUCUGGGGUACGUGGACGGCGGCGUUUUCGCGGGUUUGGGAAGAACACAGUACCUUAGUCUUGCGGAUAACGAAGUGCCGUCUAUACCGAGGCACAUUCUGACGCAUCUAUCUCUGCUGAGGACCCUAGAUCUCAGCAGAAAUCGGAUAAGCCGCAUAGACCCCGAUGACUUCAAGUACAAUCCGACGCUGCAGCACCUGUCUAUGGCCGGGAACGCGAUUUCGGAAAUGGUACCGGGCUCGUUGCCGCCAUUGGUGAAACACCUCCAUGUCGGUCGGAACCACCUGCAAAGUCUGAAUCGGACUCUAAGAGAUUUGAAUCAGCUGGAGUGGCUGUUAAUUAACGCGAACGAGCUGACAUCCUUGGACGGUGAACUACCAUCCUCCGGUCACAACUUGAAGAUGCUCUACGCGGUCGACAAUCAACUGACACAUUUGCCCGCGGAAUUUCGUUACCUGCAUCGUUUGGAGACAUUGUUCCUCCAGCACAAUAAGAUCCGGAGCUUGGACGGCACGUUGCAGAAGGCCCGACGACUGAAAUUCCUCGAGCUUUCGUACAACGACUUGCAAGAGUUGACAGAGGAGGAUUUCAUAGAGGCGGAGAUGCUGGAAGACCUCGAACUUGGUCACAACUCUCUGAAAUCGUUGGGCGGCACGGUCGGCGGAAACGGGGACGGAAACGGGGGCAACAGUGUCCUUUACCCUCUCAGGUCGCUGAAGAGCUUAAACUUGACGCACAACGAGCUUCGCGAAUUCUCCUUCGCGUCGCUUCGUGGUCUGCGGGAGCUAAGAUUGCUCGAUCUAUCGAACAACAGAAUCGCGCAACUUCAUCGGGGACGGACACCGUCUGAGAAUUUAGUGGAAGAAGAAGGGGAGGAAACGGCGGGCGGCAAUAUACAGGACAUGCGUCUUCAGCACAAUGAGUUACGUAGCUUGGACGGCUCGUUGUUCUUGGGAAUGAAGGAACUGCAGAGGUUGAAUCUCAGCCACAACGCGCUGGGACCGACGAUCGGGCCCCGCGAUUUACGGGGUCUUGACGGCCUCAAGGUCCUCGAUCUUUCUCACAACGAGCUCACCACUCUUGAGGACACGUCAGAGACGUGGUUACCGUCCCUGGAGGAGCUGAAUGCCUCGCACAAUCGGCUGGUGACGCUGUCCGAGAGGGACUUCCGUGGGUUUCCGGUUCUCUGCUGGGCGGACGUGAGCGCGAAUCGGAUACGCACUCUAAUGCCGGAACUGGUGAUGAACACUCGUUGCACCGUUCACGGAGUCCAGGACGUACUGCGCAUAUAUCUUCAAGAUAAUCCGGUGCUGUGCGAUCCCGGACUGGCCGACCUGACCGUGGCUCUCGAGGUGAAUCAUGCGAAGGUCUACGGUGUCGCGAACGAUUGUCCGACGACCGCCUCGACGCCGGCGGAACAGACGUCGCCGCUUCCGCCGUUGCCGGCGACGUUGCUGUUGGCCGCGGCGGCCGCAGCUUCCGGCGGGAACGUGUCCUUCGCGGCGACCCUCGAGUAA
Messenger RNA from Dufourea novaeangliae, 1896 nucleotides. RefSeq names its product insulin-like growth factor-binding protein complex acid labile subunit (gene ltl). The transcript is spliced from 8 exons. The coding region runs from base 1 to 1896 and encodes 631 amino acids. Lineage: Eukaryota; Metazoa; Arthropoda; Insecta; Hymenoptera; Halictidae. Gene Ontology annotation, molecular function: protein binding. Gene Ontology annotation, cellular component: extracellular matrix. The record is from RefSeq and is a predicted model, not a curated record.